AUGAUGGUUCUCCGCGAGAUGUGUUCGCCUCAACGAUGUUGGAUCUGGCGUUGCCUCUCAACGCAGCACCAAACUCAAAAAGCAUCGAAGCCCUUCCCAAUACCAGAGCAGCAUGUCAGAUACCUAACAAGGCAAUUUUUGGGGCAUGUCCACAUUGAAAGCGAUGGUGCUAUGGUGUUGAAUGAUGAGUGUCUGCCUGCGGAAAUUGGCCGACACCAUCACACGCCCAUGGCUGAGUUCAACAUGCUCCCCGCCGCCGGCAUGAACGACGACGGUGCCGCAAAUGCAGCGGACAGCACAACCGCGACGCAUGAGGAACCCCUCACGCCAUACUUCCACCUCAACCAAGGACAAGGCGGCAUCUUCACACUCCCUUUCUACAACCACAACGGUGUUGAAGUAGACCACAUCGGAACUCACAGCUGCUGGACCUGUGUCUGCGUCUAUGUCCGACUCGACGACAAGCGCUGCUUCGCGGCUCACAUCGACGGACACACUCGGUCCUAUUACGCGGAUCUCGAGUGGAUUCCCAAGAGCGAGCGCCAACGCAGCCUGCUCAAAGCCCACAUCGCUGCAGAGCUCCAACAGGCGCUGCCGAGCCCUUUCCACAACAAGUCAGAAGCUGAGAAGCAGGAGAUGAAGAACAGUGUGGUGAUUGUCUGUCCCAGAAUGACGGUUGCUCACCCAGACAAUGGUGAGGAAGUUGAAGGCACCGGUGCAGCCACCAUCGAGGCACUCCGCGAGCACUUUGAGCUUCCCUCCAGGACUGAGGACCUCGCACAUGGUUUCGUCGUCAACCACGCCACCGAGGAAGUGACGAAACUGUUGUGGGAUCCAAACAGUGCGCCGACGCCGGAGAGCCUCCUCAGUCUCGACCGGGCCCUGAGCAAGUCUGGCGACAAUCGGACCGCAGCAGAGCAAGCGGUGAUCGAGAACUACCCAUUGAUGCUGCCUCCUGAAGACGCAGGAUUCUUCGAAGUCCCUGGACGACCAUGGACUGCGGUCUAUGACGGUGACCGUCGUGAUUGGCGGAGAAUGAGAUCGCUUGACUUUCGUCCCUUCACUCCAUUCCAAACCGACGCAGAUGGAGUGCAGGCGGGUAUGCGAGCUUUGGAGCAAUGA
Messenger RNA from Ramularia collo-cygni, 1122 nucleotides. RefSeq lists its product as uncharacterized. The record is from RefSeq and is a predicted model, not a curated record. The transcript has 2 exons. NCBI's taxonomy places the organism in Eukaryota, Fungi, Ascomycota, Dothideomycetes, Mycosphaerellales, Mycosphaerellaceae. Bases 1 to 1122 code for a protein of 373 amino acids.